ACAAGGUGGUUGAUCUGAGGAAAAAGGCUGAAGCAUGUCCGCUACAUAAUAUAUAUAUAUAUAUAUAUGUUAAUUUUUAUUUUUAUUUUUUAUCAUCAAACAGAGACAUCAUAUUGAGGCAACAAAAUAGCAAUGGUUUCUUCAAGAUUGCUUCUCUUCCUCUGUCUCAUCUCCAUUGCUACUCGAGCCAUUGCUCAACCAACCUUCGUACGCCAUGUCUGUGACAACGAGAAAGGUAACUACACUACCAAUAGUACCUACCAAACAAACCUCAACCAGCUCCUCUCCUUCCUCUUCUCUAACACCGACAACGACUAUGGCUUUUAUAAUUCCUCCUACGGUCAAAACUCCGACCAAAUUUACGCAAUUGGCCUCUGCAGAGGAGAUAUUGAGCCGGAUGCUUGCCGUAGUUGCCUCAAUUACUCCAGAAAUAGUAUGACACAGCGGUGUCCUAAUCAAAAGGAAGCAAUUGAAUGGUACGACGAGUGUAUGCUGCGCUACUCGUACCGCUCCAUAUUUGGAGUCAUGGAAGCUAGUCCUUAUAUCUCUCUUCUUAACCCUCAAAAUAUCUCAUCCAACGUUGAGGCAUUUGAUGAAGAGCUUAAGAACCUGUUUGAUAAACUAAGAACUCAAGCAGCAGGUGGGAAUUCCCUUCGCAAAUAUGCAGCAGGAAAUGCGUCAUUCACUCAAAACUUCGGGACCGUAUAUGCACUUGUGCAGUGCACACCUGAUUUAUCACAGCGAGAUUGUGAAAAUUGCUUAGUUGAUGCUGUUAGUGGAACUGCUCGCGGAAAAAUUGGAGGGCAAAUACUUUUGCCCAGCUGUAAAAUUAGGUAUGAGCUCAACGAUUUAUUCUAUGAGCCUUCAGAUAAUAAUUCACCACCACCAUUUUCUCCUCCAAAUUCAACCACGCCUACCACAUCAAAAGAAAAGAAGACAAACACAACUCGGACGAUCGUGCUUGUGGUUGUUCCAACUGUUGUUUUUGUGGCACUAAUUAUCUCCGUCUGCGCCUACUUAAAAUUCAAAAAGGCAAAGGAAAGAGUUGAAAUUGAUCCUUCGAGUAAAGAUGUGGAAGAAAUUUCGAUCCAAGAAUCCCUUCAAUUUGAUUUUGGCACCAUUAGAGUUGCCACAAAUAACUUUUCUGAGGCAAACAAGCUUGGACAGGGUGGAUUUGGUCCGGUUUACAGGGGAAAGCUUUCCAAUGGAGAAAACAUUGCGGUUAAAAGGUUGUCAAAAAACUCUGGCCAAGGCGAUCAGGAAUUUAAAAAUGAGGUAUUGUUAGUUGCAAAGCUUCAACAUCGGAAUCUGGUUAAGCUCCUCGGUUUCUGCUUGGAAGGAAGUGAAAGGCUUCUAGUCUAUGAGUUUGUCCCCAACGCAAGUCUAGAUCAAUUUAUAUUUGAUCUAAUCAAGCGUGCAGAUUUGGAUUGGGAUACCCGAUACAAAAUUAUAAAAGGCAUUGCUCGAGGAAUUCUUUAUCUCCAUGAAGAUUCUCGUCUUAGAAUUAUUCAUCGUGAUCUUAAAGCUAGUAAUAUUUUGUUAGAUGAAGAAAUGAAACCUAAAAUUUCAGAUUUUGGCAUGGCAAGGUUGUUCAUAAUUGAUCAAACUCAAGCGAACACAAGUCGAAUUGUGGGAACCUAUGGAUAUAUGGCUCCGGAAUAUGCAAUGAAUGGACAUUUUUCUGUCAAGUCUGAUGUUUACAGUUUUGGAGUGUUACUCCUGGAGACAAUAAGUGGACAGAAAAAUAAUUGUUUCCAUAAUGGAGAUGAUGUAGAGGACCUUUUAUCCUUUGCAUGGAAAAAUUGGAAGGAAGGCACAGCUUUGAAUGUUGUAGAUGGCUUGAUGAGAGGUGUUUCAACAAGUGAGAUAUUGAGAUGUAUUCACAUAGCAUUGUUGUGUGUUCAAGAAAAUGCAAACGACAGACCAACAAUGAAUUCAAUUGUUCUAAUGCUUAAUAGCAACUCUCUCACUCUCCCACUACCCUCACGCCCAGCAUUUUUUAUGCAUAGUACCCUUGGACCAGACAUGUCAUUGGAAUCAGAUUACAGUUCCAGGUCCACAUAAUCAGAUAAACAUGAUAUUCAUCACUCUAGAAGCGAAAGAACUAGUUUUGUCAAAGCGUCAACAAAUGGUGCUUCAGUUACUGAAGGAUUCCCUCGGUGGUAACAUAUGUGAUAUUACAUCUCUAUAUAUAGUGAAUAUGUUUAUUGUAAAAUUAAAUGAAUAUCAUCCAUACAUGGUUUAUUUGUUUUAA
Messenger RNA from Ziziphus jujuba (common jujube), 2254 nucleotides. Its product is annotated as cysteine-rich receptor-like protein kinase 10. The transcript is spliced from 7 exons. Gene Ontology annotation, biological process: protein phosphorylation. Bases 133 to 2064 code for a protein of 643 amino acids. The record is from RefSeq and is a predicted model, not a curated record. Gene Ontology annotation, molecular function: protein kinase activity; ATP binding. NCBI's taxonomy places the organism in Eukaryota, Viridiplantae, Streptophyta, Magnoliopsida, Rosales, Rhamnaceae.